Molecule: messenger RNA, 1020 nt
Organism: Penaeus vannamei (Pacific white shrimp)
Lineage: Eukaryota; Metazoa; Arthropoda; Malacostraca; Decapoda; Penaeidae
Source: RefSeq, a predicted model, not a curated record
UGACCGGCGCCCACGCUGCACUCGGCUGGCCAGACCCCCGCCAGACACACUUCAAAAUUCUCCUCCGCGCCCGUUUCUGACAGUUAAGCAACCAAACCUUCACCAACAUGUCGGACGACGCCGCCGUUGCGCCCGCGGAGAAUAACGUCAGCACCCCUGCAGAGAAAAAAAAUCGAACCAGCACGGUCUCACGAGCCACAGCAGAAGGUGAGGCACUCCUCAAAGAGAUGGGAUUUGAGGACAAGGAGACCCCAGGGCGGAGGAGAACCCGGGCUGCUAUAAGGGGGGAUGUUUAUACGCCACCUGCAAAGAAGGAGAGGAAAGCAGCAACACCAGGAAGUGGGCGUAGAGGACGUCCCCCAAAGAAGACUGAAGAGAAGAAAGAAGAAGAACCAGCAGCAGAGGAGGAAGAGAAAAAUGAGGAGGAAGAAGAGAAAGUAGAAAAGGAAAAACCAGCUGCAGAUGAAGAAGCCGCUGAGGAAGCCAGUGCAGAUGGAGAUGCAGAUGCAGAAGAAAAGACCGAGUGAGGGGAAUCCCAAGAGAGCCAUGGUACAAAUUGUUUACCUGAUGAUUCUACAAGUACACAAUAAGGUUGUAAGGUGUUUGUAAGGCGCACACACAGGUGAAGAGUUAAGUUGGAGGGAAGAGGGAGGGGGGAGGGAUAGAGGGGGGGAACUCAAAUGCAAGCUCACUACAAGUCCUGGCCAGAGCAUUAUCUGCUAUGACUGUAAUUUAUGUUAAUGUGGAUUUCAAUCAGAUUGUUUUUAGUUACUUUGAUGUGAAAUGAAGGUAGUUUUUGUGGCAUCAAUAGAAGUGGUAUGAUUUUAUACAUGUUGAGUGUAUACUUUUCCGCUUCAAAGUAAUAUGCAAAUUCAUGUACCAUUUACUGCCCAUAAAUCACUACAUUACACACACACACACACACACACACACACACACACACACACACACACACACACACAUGCAUACAUACACUUUAUAUUCACUAAUUUACAAAGAUACACAUAGUUCUUGUCUUAA